AUGCCCCUGAAUUCGGCUUGCAUAUCCACAGGUUUGCCGGUCGUUUUUUUGGAAGCUCGUAUGCAUGGGUGUCAUCAGGCGAUUCUGUCUCAGCUUGGAUUCUCAUUGGACUUCAAUCAGUGCAGUGUUGCUUUGUUCAGUAAGUUAAAUGUCGUUCUUUGUUUUUAUUGUCAUUUGUUUUUCUAGUU
Enterobius vermicularis (human pinworm) is the source of this 188-nucleotide messenger RNA. NCBI's taxonomy places the organism in Eukaryota, Metazoa, Nematoda, Chromadorea, Rhabditida, Oxyuridae. The record is from the annotation of a GenBank genome assembly.